Molecule: messenger RNA, 1087 nt
Organism: Galeopterus variegatus (Sunda flying lemur)
Lineage: Eukaryota; Metazoa; Chordata; Mammalia; Dermoptera; Cynocephalidae
Product: metabotropic glutamate receptor 5-like
Exons: 2
Biological process (GO): G protein-coupled glutamate receptor signaling pathway; trans-synaptic signaling by endocannabinoid, modulating synaptic transmission; regulation of synaptic transmission, glutamatergic
Cellular component (GO): postsynaptic density membrane
Molecular function (GO): G protein-coupled receptor activity involved in regulation of postsynaptic membrane potential; adenylate cyclase inhibiting G protein-coupled glutamate receptor activity
Source: RefSeq, a predicted model, not a curated record
GCGCUGCGCUUCCAGCUGCGUCUGCCCGAGCGCGGCACGUGCUCCCGGCGCUGGCGCGAGAGAGCGAGCGCCACCGCCGCGGGCCCCGCAGCCUGCCUGUCUGCUGCUACCGCUGCCUCCAUCGCCGCCACUAGCGCUCCGGCUGCAGCUAAGGCCGCUAAAGAGAGCGCAGGAAGCCCGCGAGGAGCGGCCAGCCAGGGGCGCAAGGCUCAGGGCGCGCACCUGGUCUUGAAGAUCAUGACCACAUGGAUGUAUCUAACUGAAUGUUACCUGGGGAUGUGGUGGUCCUUUAGAGAACACAUCUAAAUUGCUGGCCAAUUCCUUGGUUUGCCACUCAACAUAGGACACUGUUUGAUUCUAUCUCUCAGAACUCUCCUAAAUUUUCUCCACCAUGCUAUCUUUAUUAGCCUGAACUCUUUUCCUAAAAUGGUCCUUCUGUUGAUCCUGUCAGUCCUGCUUUUGAAAGAAGAUGUCCGUGGGAGUGCACAGUCCAGUGAGAGAAGGGUGGUGGCUCACAUGCCGGGUGACAUCAUUAUUGGAGCUCUCUUUUCCGUACACCACCAGCCUACCGUGGACAAAGUACACGAGAGGAAGUGUGGGGCGGUCCGUGAGCAGUAUGGCAUUCAGAGAGUGGAGGCCAUGCUGCACACCCUGGAAAGGAUCAAUUCAGACCCCACACUCUUGCCCAACAUCACACUGGGCUGUGAGAUAAGGGAUUCCUGCUGGCAUUCUGCUGUGGCCCUAGAGCAAAGCAUUGAGUUCAUAAGGGAUUCCCUCAUUUCUUCAGAAGAGGAAGAGGGCUUGGUACGCUGUGUGGAUGGUUCUUCCUCUUCCUUCCGCUCCAAGAAGCCUAUAGUUGGGGUCAUUGGGCCUGGCUCCAGUUCUGUGGCCAUUCAGGUCCAGAACUUACUCCAGCUUUUCAACAUACCUCAGAUUGCUUACUCGGCAACCAGCAUGGAUCUGAGUGACAAAACUCUGUUCAAGUACUUCAUGAGGGUUGUGCCUUCAGAUGCCCAGCAGGCACGGGCCAUGGUGGACAUAGUGAAGAGAUACAACUGGACUUAUGUGUCAGCUGUGCACACAGAAG